Messenger RNA from Amphiprion ocellaris (clown anemonefish), 2254 nucleotides. RefSeq names its product inhibin beta A chain-like. Gene Ontology annotation, biological process: BMP signaling pathway; SMAD protein signal transduction. Lineage: Eukaryota; Metazoa; Chordata; Actinopteri; Pomacentridae. Gene Ontology annotation, molecular function: cytokine activity; growth factor activity. Gene Ontology annotation, cellular component: extracellular region. Bases 418 to 1614 code for a protein of 398 amino acids. The transcript has 2 exons. The record is from RefSeq and is a predicted model, not a curated record.
UUCAUUCAGGAGGAAACACCACAAACAGUCCUAAGAUAUUCUGAGACUUUAUUCUCUGUCAGUGAGUGACUCACAGGGAAAUACCUCUGUGGACGGAGGGAGGGAUUAAACAGCCAGAGAGGUAUAAUUACAGUAACACAGCACACAGGGAGAGUAGAAUGACCCUGCACAGUGUUCGCUCAGCUCAGACCAGCAGACCAUCAGGACCAGAGAACCACACUGGGAACCAGAGAACCACAGAACCAAGAUUCAAAGACCUUCUCUCCAGCAGAAGUUCACUGCUGGCUGUUGGACUGUUUCUGUUGUCUCCUCACUGUAACAUUAGAGUCCACUGACUUUCCUGCAGAUAUCAGGACCUGUUGAUCUGCUGAGUGUCUCCCAGCACUACUUCUACUGUCUGAUCAUCAGUCUCUAACCAUGUGCUCUCCGUUAGCUAUGUUCUUCUCUGUGGCCGUCUGCCUUCUGGUCGAUGCCUCUCCGACCAGCUCUCCAACGGUGAAGGUGGACCGGCUCCAGGAGGGGGCGCUGUCCUCUGACUGUCCAUCCUGCUCUCUGUCUCAAAUGAGGAAGAACUCGUCUUCAUCCGGAGGUCAGAGCGACAUGGUGGAGGCUGUAAAGCGCCACAUUCUCAACAUGUUGCACCUGAGUGCCCGGCCCAACCUGACGCAUCCGGUGCCUCGUGCUGCACUGCUGAACGCCAUCAAGAAGCUGCAUGUGGGCCGAGUGGCCGAAGACGGCAGCGUGGAGAUCCAGGAGGACAGCCGGGACUCCGAGAACUCGACGCCACCUGAACCACCAUCUGAAAUCAUCACCUUUGGAGAGUCAGGAAACUCUCCAAACACAAUGACUUUUGACAUUUCGAAGGAGGGAGGCUCAUCUGUGGUGGAACAGGCCAGCGUUUGGAUCUUCCUGAAGAUGUCAAAGGUUAACAGAGUGAAAGGCAAAGUGAUGCUGCGGCUGCUGCAGCUUCAUCAUCGUCGGGACGGGAACGAAGAAGAAGAGUGUGUUUCAGAGAAGAUGGUGGACACCCGUCGCAGUGGCUGGCACACCCUCGCAGUUCCUCGCAGCGUUCAGAGUCUGCUGGACGGUGGCGGCAGCUCGCUCAGCUUGCGGGUUUCCUGUCCGCUGUGUGCCGAAGCCGGAGCUUCACCCGUCCUGACGCCUGCCGAUGGCGAAGCAGCCACGGGACGAGAUCAGUCUCACCGGCCGUUCCUCAUGGUGGCGCUACGAGCUCAAGAAGAGGCUCAGCGGCGAGUCAAACGAGGUCUGGAGUGUGACGGGAAAAUCCACAUCUGUUGCAAACGACAGUUUUACGUGAACUUUAAAGACAUCGGCUGGGGCGACUGGAUUAUCGCACCAUCUGGUUACCAUGCCAACUACUGCGAGGGCGACUGUCCGAAUCACAUGGCGAGCAUCGGCAGCUCCUCUCUGUCCUUCCACUCCACCGUCAUCAAUCAUUAUCGUAUGAGAGGCUACAGCCCAUUUCAAAACAUCAAGUCGUGCUGCGUGCCAACGAGGCUGCGAGCCAUGUCGAUGCUCUACUACAAUGAGGAGCAGAAGAUCAUCAAGAAGGACAUCCAGAACAUGAUUGUGGAGGAGUGCGGCUGCUCGUAAACUGCCAGCCUCUAGAGACGCUCAAACUCUUUGACAACCUGCUUCGUGCAGGAAAAACAUCCAAUUAGCACUUUCCCAGUAAAGACAAGUAUUAUGUUUGUGACAAAACAUCGAAUUUGUUUUAGGGAGACUCUUUUCCACAUUGGAAUGAGCUGAGAACACUAUGCAACAAUACCACCAAGUCCAACUUCAUCUAUCUUUGUUUAUAAAUGUGUUUUUUAUUAUUUUCUAUUGUUAUAGAAACAUGAAUCAGUUAUUAAUGUGUUCCACUGAAGUGUGAAAAUCUCUGUUGUCAAGAUACUUGAAAGAAAUGAGUUCAUCCAGCUGCUGGAGUCAAACACAGUCAUUAGUGUUAUUAUUAAUACGGUGACUGGAGAUGUUUGCACAGUGAACUAAACUCCUGGACUUUAUUCCACAGCCCAACGCUGGAGCUAAGAAGAUUGAGACGAAAGCCAAAGACAACACUGAUUCAAGUUUUGUUCGUUUUCCUAAAAUCUCAUUGAGCUGUGAGACACUGAAGUUAAGGUAAUAACAGACUGAAAACAGUUUUCAUCAGUUUGGUCACUGUUGGUGCCAACUUUCUAUAAUUUAUUUGCAUUUUUGUCUUUUUUGUUUCAUCAUUAAACAAACUGUGGGUCAA